AGCAAAUUGACAUGAGUCAAUGUCAGCGAGGUGUAGGAGCUGGAGACAUAAAUUAGACUGCCAUCAAAAUACAGGAGACAGUGCUGCUAGGAAUAUUUUUUAUAUGUCAAGUGGUACAGAGAAAAGCAAGAGAUUUCUGCUGUGUAAAUCCAGAAUUGGAGGUGCUGCACUGUAAGCAUCAAAUAACUUCUGGACUUGCCCCAAAAUGGUACUUUCAAACUGUGUAGAAGAACUUCUUCCCUGAAGAUUGCAGGAAGUAGGCACACAGGAGCAUCACUAGAAAAGAGCCCAGCCACAUGGAAAGAAGCCAAGCAGAAGCCCUGAAGGCCAGACUCCUCUACCAGGAAGUCUGCUUAGCAGCCCAGCAUCUUAAUCUGUUUCUGCAUAAAAGAAAUGCCCAUAAAGAGGUGUUCAAGCCACGUGUCCUGGCCCUCAGGGAUGUGCUUCAGCAAGUCUGCAUUAGACUGUGUCUAAUGUCCUCCCGUAAGACACCCUGUGUCUUACGGGAGGAAGGCAGAAGAGCUGUUGUGGAGGAAAAGAUACUCUGACAUUGUCAUGUUGCUUAUGAAGACCAACAGAAGACACAAGGACACCUUCAAGCUCUGGGAAGGCCCCUUGCGGCACAUCUGAAGAGUGGCCUCAAGUUCUACUAGCAUCUUUUUCUGUUCCUUCAGGGCCACUAUGAGCUGAGGUUACAGAGCUACAUAGAUUGGCCUCAUAGAGAGAUUCACCUGAUUGGCUGUGAAUAAGUAGGACCCACGUCAGAGGAAGAGGCUGCCUGGGCUCGCAUGGCCGGCCAUCGCUGCCUGCUCUACCUGGGAGACUUGUUUCGCUAUCAGAAUAAGUUCCUAGACCUGGCCACCAUGGAUUUCGCUGAGAGAUGCUAUUACGAAGCCCUGGCUGUGGCCCUGAACAUGGGAAUGCCUUUGAAGCAGCUGGGCGCACUGGCAGGGAGCAAGUGCUAUGGUGUGGAAGCCACAUACUUCUAUCAGCGCUGCGUCCACUAGGAAGUGCCAUUUCGGGGGCAGCUUGGAACCUCAAACGGCUCUAUGACUAUGCAGGGAAGUGAUACAGCUGUCUAAAAAGGUACCAGGAGGGGCUGGGGAUUUAGCUCAGUGGCACAGUGCCUGCCUGGCAAGCGCAAGGUCAUGAGUUCGAUUCCCAGUACCGGAAAAAAAAAAAAAAAAAGGUACCAGGGAAGGAAACUGUCUUGCAUCCAGAGGCAGUGUUGGGACGACAAAUGGCUGCUGGUCAGCUUCCUCUACCUUCAGAGUCUCCUGCAGCCUUAGCGGAAACACAAAGUGUCCAGAUUGAGAGCCCUGUGCCAGCUGGUUUUGGAGGACUUUCACCUCUGUCUUUCCUACCAACCGUGUCCAUGUGAUCCCUGCCAGGCUUCCACGGAAGGGAAGUCGCCAAAGGGCUAUUUGAUUCACCCAGACCACCUCAUCUUCCACCUGGUCGGUCUCUGCCUAAUGAAUGUUCACAGUCUGAGGAGAACGGGCUCGAAGCAGCACAAAACAGUGCUCCACUUCACCUUGACCCUUUUCUCUCAUCUAAUUCAACAUGUGAACACAAGAAUCCAAGGUGAGCUCCAGAGGGGGAAACGGUACAGACAUGACUGGCUGCAGUGACAGGAGCCAGGAGAAGGUGACUGGAGAGGGGCACCCAGACUUUCCAGCCCCCAAGGCCCCCAGCACAGGUGGUCUUGUGUUUCUAGUGAAGGUUACAUCUCUGAGGCCAGCUUUCACUCUUGCUGUGAGUCUGAUGAGACAGAGGAGGAGGAGGAAGAUGAAUCCUCAAUGUCACAGAUCUGCUCAGAAGCGAACGGCGAUACUUCCUGUUCAGAUAUAAGUGAUGAAGAAGAGGGUGGCUUCCUGAAGCCAGAAGCAAUCCAGAAAAGUGGAGCCAUGCUGAGAUACGAAGCUGACCAGGCCCAGAAGAAAAUGAAGGCGUUCAAACCUUCCAACAGUGUCCUAGAGCCCUUCGAAACAACUAUUUCCGCUAACCUGUCUAUGCCAUUGAAUCAAAAGCUCCCAGGGACACAUGGCUCUCAUUUAGCUCCUGUCUUCAGUCCCAGCAAAAGGAUGCCUCCUUCUGAGCUGAGCCCUGACUCUGACAGUGCCUCUAGCACGGAGGACAAUGUGAGCAGCUUUCCAGACACUGAGUUUCACGUUGGUUCCCUCACGGGCCAGGGCGCCUCCGUCAGCCAGUCGCCCAGCCAUCUCGAGAUCAUUCAAAGGAAGCUGAAAGUCCUGUCUGCAGAGGGGCUGCUGCCCACCCUCAAGGUGAUCCUGGGCUGGCUCUGCGCCAACCACCACCUCCUCACCUCAUGGCAGCGGAGUCCGCUGAGUCUGUGGGACCACCUGUGUGUGCUGCUGAACCUGCUGCCCUCGGUGGGAGAGCUCCAGCAGCCAGGCCUGGGCCUGUUCCACUAUGUCUAUGACCUGCUGCUGGGCUGUCAAGGCCCACAGAGCCCCAUGUUCCCACAGCUUCCUGCAGACAUUGCCCUGUUCCAGUACUGUCCACCUCAGGCUUCCCAGGUCAGGGUGGGCUCACAGCAGGCCCCUCCUGCACUCAGCACCCAGGAUGAGGCCGCUGUGCCAUCUGUUUCCUCCAAAGCUUUGGCCACUUUGCUACUAGACUCCGCGGACAGUUCCUGAAGUUCAACUCUAAUUUGGGUGUCUUCAUGAACAGCACACUUGAGGGACCGGAAGCCCCAUCUUGGCAACUUCUAGAGAAAACUUCAAGGAUCUGGUUUUCCAAAGACAUCAUCCAACUCUGGCUUCAAUGUGAAGUGGCACUGCUAGAGAAGACCCUUCGGGGACCACAGACUCAGUCAGCUUUGGCCCCUUACCUGUUCCCUGACCCCAGGGCCCUCUGUGAGCAUCUUCCAGUCAUGCAGCAGCUCAUCACCAGUGGGAAAUUCUCCCUCAUCAUACCCAGGUUUGUGGUGGACACAUUGCAUAUCCCAAGGAGAGAGGAGCACAGGCCUUGGAAGCCAUCACCUUCCUAGAAGAAGAGCUGAAGAGAGGGAACCAGUAUGUUCUCUGCCAGUGCUUUGUGUCCAAGAGGUUGGUGAGGCCCAGGAUGACCAGGCCAGACUCUGAUGCCUGGGACCUCUAUAAUAUUCUUUACUUCUGCAAAGAUCUGCUGGACUCAUCUAGGCCAGGAAUGCCAGAUCCCAACAGCAUGGUGACUGUCAUCACUGGUAUCUGUUUGGACAACCCUAGAAAUUUCUCACAUCCUCUGCAGUUGGUCCUAGGGACAGCAACUGAAGCUGAUGUGGAAAUCAAGAACAUCCUGCACUUCCAUAGAGAGUGGAAGGCGAUCAGCUAACAGGAUCAAAUCUCCAUGGUCAUAUCUCUCUUCCUGGUCACACCUUUCUUCUUUCUCUACCUUCAGCAUUUGUGGGUCAAACUCAAUAUGUUUCUCUUUCUUGUAAGCUCCUAAUGUUAAGGUAAUCAUUGUGUGAACGUUUGUGUCUACUUACAAGGAGAGCUUUGGUGUACCAGCUUCUGGAGGCCUUCUUGUUGCCUUCUUUGUCAUCUUGGCUUGAUACCAUGUUUCCCUGAAAUAUCUCAGAAUUACUGAUCCAUGCUUCAUGUUUUCAUGGAAAAGCAGCAAAGCCAGGAAGUGCUCCCAAGAGCAAGUCUAGCUCCUUGGAUGCUCUGCAAUUUUCUGAACUUUGUUUUGUGACAUGAAAUGUUUACUUUUAAUGCUUUUUUAAAAUUAUUAUGAUGAGACCAUCCCUACUACUGAAGGUAGGCAGCUGCUAUCUAUGGAACUCAAUAAAUGUAAAGCUACAA
Chinchilla lanigera (long-tailed chinchilla) is the source of this 3806-nucleotide messenger RNA. Its product is annotated as protein SMG5-like. The transcript has 4 exons. Lineage: Eukaryota; Metazoa; Chordata; Mammalia; Rodentia; Chinchillidae. Bases 1800 to 2660 code for a protein of 286 amino acids. The record is from RefSeq and is a predicted model, not a curated record. Gene Ontology annotation, molecular function: protein binding.